ACAUGGAUAAACUAAGGUUCCCACAUCAUACGGUUGACAUAUGACAAUGGCAACGCAAUCUUAUCUUCUGAAUCUUAACUCUUUUCAUGUUCAUGCGGGAAUCAGAAGUAAGUUUUGGGUUUAUGCUUAUGCUUUGCAUUCUUCCAUCAAAGCCUGCUUCACAUGUUUUUUGUUUCAAUUUUUCAAUUUUAUAGGAUGGCAAUGCCAACCUUCAAUAUUCAAGCCUGACAGUUUUGGGUUUGGCAACUGGAAAAGUUCUAAGUAUACCAAUAAAAUAAACGUCAAUGGCAAUUCUGGAGGCAUGCAAUGCUGCUCAUGCUACACAGAUGUUGGAGCUUCUGCAGGCAUAACAAUAUCCUCCCUAUUGGAUGCGGCUACUAUGCAGAAAUCUCUUGAUUCAGAUGUAGACUUGAAUACUCUCAAGCUUAGCAUACCAGAAACUUUGCACACUUCCAUAGAUUUCACGGCAGGAUUGCUUCUUGCUGAUCUUGACCCUGCUACGGCAAAGUUGGCUAUUGGGUUUCUAGGCCCCUUCCUCUCAGUGUUUGGUUUUCUCUUUAUCUUGAGAAUAGUCAUGUCUUGGUACCCAAAACUUCCAGUAGGAAAAUUUCCAUAUGUAAUAGCUUAUGCUCCCACUGAGCCACUUCUCAUUCCUACCCGCAAAGUGAUUCCUCCUCUUGCUGGUGUGGACGUUACUCCUGUGGUCUGGUUUGGAUUGAUAAGUUUUCUUAACGAAAUAUUAGUAGGUCCACAAGGAUUACUAGUUCUCCUUUCCCAACAAGUCAAUUAGUUUACACAUUUGGUAUUUGUGAAUGACAUAUUUUCUAUCCGAUCUUGUUGGAUGUAUACAAAAAGAUUUUUCACACCCCAAAAUUCCUAAACUCAUGUAUUUGUUUGUGACGAAGAGAGAGAUUGUUCUCUCCUUCCAUUUCUUUCAAUGCGGGGUAACAAAUUGUCGAAGCGGCUUGCGUAGUCAAGUGGAGUCUUCUUGUCCCCUAUGUUUCAAUAAUAAACUAGACAUCAUAUUGAUAAAGUCUGCACGUGGGCAGGUUUGGGAGUGUCUGCAUUUACAGGACACGAUAAAUCUAUAUUGUUUGCUGAGACCUGUUACAUAUUCAGAAUGGCAAGUAUAAUAGGUUCCUUUG
This is a messenger RNA of Abrus precatorius (Indian licorice), 1145 nucleotides long. RefSeq names its product ylmG homolog protein 1-2, chloroplastic. The coding region runs from base 41 to 790 and encodes 249 amino acids. NCBI's taxonomy places the organism in Eukaryota, Viridiplantae, Streptophyta, Magnoliopsida, Fabales, Fabaceae. The record is from RefSeq and is a predicted model, not a curated record. The transcript has 2 exons. Gene Ontology annotation, cellular component: chloroplast thylakoid membrane.